AUGCGUGUGUCUGCUCAGCUUCAAGUGGAAGGGCCGCAUCUUCGGAGGCUGGAAAAGCUAUCUCAUCAUUGUGCUCAUCUGGCUCUACGGCUUUUUGACACAAGGACUAUCAAUUUUCGGGGUGUACGGCAAAUAUGGCUGGAGUGACGAGACCCACAAGUGCGACUUUCUGAAUACGACUCCCGACACGCAGCCCCGCUCCAACUGGUUCCUCAUCUCCUGGUCCAUCCCCUGUGUCAUCAUCGUCGUCAGCUACUCCCUGAUCUUCAUCAAGGUCAAACAGUCCGGCCGCAGCAUCCUCAUGAAAAACCAUAGUAUGGAUUACGUGCAGGCUCUGGUGAAGACGCGCGAGGACAAGACGUCCCGCAUGAUCUUCGUCGUGUUCAUCACCUACUGCGUGUGCGUGCUGCCCAUCACCGUCAUGAACGUGGCGGAUCCUGAGAACUGUUACCCCUACUUGAGUCUCGUCUUCUACUGCGUCUACUGGCUCCAGUACUGCUGCAACAACGUCAUCUACGUCAUGAGCAACAGCGUCUACCGGCAGGCCUACAUCAUCUUCCUGACGGAGGUGUGUCCGCCGCUGAAGCGGUUCCUGCACCAGCCGGCGCCGUGGCAGGCGGCGCGUCAGAGCACUGUGACCACGAUCGCCGGGUUCCGGUCGCAGUCGACACACAGUGUGCUGGAGGCGGCACGUCGACUCCGACACGCCGACUCCGUGGUCAGCCAGACGGCGGUCAGUGGCGACUCGGUGAGUCGGGACGGGCCGCCGAGCUCUCCAAGCAGCCCGCCCACCGCCAGCAGCGAAUCCCCGGGCAGUGAGAGCAGCUGCCGCAUGGAGGGGGGCGUGGCACGACGCGUCGGCCCGCGCAAGACCCGGCCGCCCCCUCCGCGCCGUUCCGUGUCGCUGGAGCGCUGCUGUGAGGAUGAGGUCACGUUCGAGUCCGAGCAGCGACCUCCGCUGACUGUCCGGCUCCGCAGGCGGCUGGCCGGCCGCCGGCGCAGUCUGCCGCUGGAGAAACCAGCCGGCCCGCUGCCCGCCUGGUGGGCCCUCGACGACUCCACCUGGCUCUGGUACUACUGCGACACCAUCGCUGCUACCGUAUCCAGGAGACUGGCCUCGGCCAGUGAGCGGCGGCCGCAUCUUGACAAGAGGAGCCUGUUCAGUCGCAAACGGUCCAUGUCGUUCUGAAGCUGUCGUGAUACUCUUUGUGCUGUCUACACGGGUGUAAGCAUUCCAGUGAUAUCGUUAAGUGUUUGCAAAGUGCUUUGUUUCGCAGACGCGGGCGUCUGUGCCAUAAUUGUAGGUCCUCAAUUACUGAAGAGCGCAGAAAACGUGCCGUAAUUAUCAGGUUCGGAUGCAUCAUCGAGCCAGUUAAAGAACGUCAGGGAGAAAAACAAGCACCCGGUCAGGUUGUAUGUAGAUAAGGAAAUGCUGCGCUGUGUUUAA
Messenger RNA from Amphibalanus amphitrite, 1447 nucleotides. RefSeq lists its product as uncharacterized. Gene Ontology annotation, molecular function: G protein-coupled receptor activity. Gene Ontology annotation, biological process: G protein-coupled receptor signaling pathway. The record is from RefSeq and is a predicted model, not a curated record. The annotation marks the transcript as partial. Gene Ontology annotation, cellular component: membrane. Lineage: Eukaryota; Metazoa; Arthropoda; Thecostraca; Balanomorpha; Balanidae. The transcript has 3 exons.